Mirounga angustirostris (Northern elephant seal) is the source of this 8895-nucleotide messenger RNA. It is a transcript of the gene TXNL4B, whose product is annotated as thioredoxin like 4B. Lineage: Eukaryota; Metazoa; Chordata; Mammalia; Carnivora; Phocidae. Gene Ontology annotation, biological process: mRNA splicing, via spliceosome. Bases 212 to 580 code for a protein of 122 amino acids. Gene Ontology annotation, cellular component: U4/U6 x U5 tri-snRNP complex; U5 snRNP; spliceosomal complex. The record is from RefSeq and is a predicted model, not a curated record. The transcript is spliced from 4 exons.
CUGUGCAUUUUCUUUUCCGUUUCCGUUUUCUUAAGCGGUCCGCCGAGAGUUGCCAAGCCCUAGCGGCUGGGUUACUGUAGGUUGCCGCUGGCGUAGGAGUCGCUGGGGUCCCACCUUGUUUGGAGAAGGGGUCAGGGUUGCGGACAGUCCUGAAGUGGAAGAGAGGGAAGUAAAAACUGACAGUGAGGAUUACUAUUUGGAUUAUUUCAAGAUGAGCUUCCUGUUGCCCAAGCUAACUAGCAAAAAAGAAGUAGACCAAGCAAUAAAAAGUACUGCAGAGAAGGUGUUGGUCCUCAGGUUUGGGAGAGACGAGGAUCCUGUCUGUCUGCAGCUAGAUGAUAUACUUUCUAAGACCUCUUCUGGCCUGAGUAAAAUGGCUGCCAUAUAUCUGGUAGAUGUGGACCGAACUCCCGUUUACACGCACUAUUUUGACAUCAGUUAUAUUCCAUCUACUGUGUUUUUCUUCAAUGGGCAGCAUAUGAAAGUGGAUUACGGCAGCCAUCCUAGGACCACGAGGACCAGCCCUGGGAUGAAAAGUGAACGUGCGGAGAAGAACAAUAAAAAGACCCUGGGUCCCUGAUGUUUUGAGCCUCUGCGUGAGCUCUAGACCUGCCUCCUUCCAGACCCCUGUGAAAGAAUAAAACAUCUUCAUUGCCUCUCACUGUUCGUUGGACUUUCUGUCAGAGCCUGAGUCACACGGUAUUGACAUGGGGUAAGUGCGCAGAUAUCAGCAAAAACUCAGAACUUGCAUGCAUAAAGUUCUCCUGUCUCCUCUCCUCCCGAGGUCUUCAGGGAAUGUUUCUCUGAAGUCCCGAUUUGUGUUCUUGUUCCUACCUUAGUUGCUUUCCAUUCCGCAAGUCUUGAUGAGUUCAUACUGGAUGCCCUGCCCAGUGCCCGAUGCUCCAUAAAUACAGAUGACUCCUGAGCGGGAAGAGGCUUCUCACAGGAGACAAGGCCUGCAUCUCCAGGGGGGGCAGGAGGUGCUUGUGUGGAAGGGGGGAGUCGUUUCCCAGGAGAGGACGCCAGGAGGAAGAAGGCCCAAUGCUGGAGGCAGCAGAACGUGUGCAGAGAGCUACGGGGAGUUCAGGGUCACUGAAACCUGAAGGCUAGCCCAGGAGGGCAGGAGGUGCUGCUGGGGAGGAAGCCAGAGAAGAUAAGUGAAUUGAGAAAAUGCCAAAGGCUUCUCCUUAGUAUUUUCGUCCUGAACAAUGGCCAGAAGCCACUUAAUGCAAGCAGAUAAUUCUUCAAGAAAAGAGUGGUUUUUUUCUUCAAGAAAACCUAGUGCUGAAGUAGUACCAGAAGAAAAAGACGUAACUGUAUUCUGAGAGGCAUUUUGUUUAUGUGUGUGUAGCAAAUUUCCGUUUCUGGCUCUUCUCUCUUUCACAGGUUUUAGAAUAGAGAUGUAAGAGCUCCACUGGUCCACCAGCUCUAAGGGGUUGAAAAGUGUUGAUGGAUCGGGAGCAUGUGUUUGAGGACAGCUCCACAGUGCAGGGCAGGCCCUGGUGUGAAAACACUGACAUCAGGGGGCAUUUUACAGCAGUGAGAAGGAGAGGCCCUAUCUUCAUGUGACAAGAGGUGUCUUGAUGAAAGGUCAGUGUGCUGAAGGCUUAACUAGCUGGAAAGAGUGGAAGAAGUUAGAAGAGCCUCCUGCUUACAAGGGUUCUGAAACUGUUCUUCUGGGAGACCCUUAAUAGCAAGAGCCUGUCUUUGUGAAAGGGAAGACUCAGGUGGCUUGCACUUGGCUCCUGGUAAAGGAUAGGUUUCUUCCAUCCGGGGAAAGCCUACCCUUACCCUAUUGAGGAAGAGACCUGUAACUCUUUACCGAGUUCCAGAAUGUUGGGAGGGACGUUAGAGAUGAUCCGGUUCGAGCCGCUCGGGAAGGAAAGCGGGAACUGAAGGCUUUUGGCAGACAGACGGCCACGCUGCGAUCUGGACCCAGCAAGUCCAUAACUGCUGCCUUUCCCCCAUCUUACUUUGUUUUCUGAAGUGCCGCUGUGUGGGAGCACAACUAGUAAGAUUCUGCCUGCGGCAGAACCCUCGUCUUUGUCCCACGUUGAGCUGGCCUCUUCUUCAUCAGCCCACACGCUCCCCUCGCUCAGUGCCCAGAAGCAAGAGCGUGCGGGGCAGAGAGCCGAGUUUCCUAUUCAGACCGGCCUGGGUUCGCGGUGAGUUCAGCCGCACUGCUUACCCGCUGUGUAGCCUUAAGCAAAUCACUUGCCUUCUCCAAGUCUGUUUCCUUGUCUCUGAGGGUCUUUCGCUGAGGGUGACCCCAGCACGGGACAGUUCUGUGUCGCCUUAGGGGUUUCUAGUUGGCUUGGGCUGGUUUCUGCCACACUCCCAGUAUAUACCACUCUACUACUUAGCUGUUGCUGUACCAUAAAUGAGAGAAUAAAAACAGCACAGAAGUGACUCAAAAGAAAGCUCUUUAUUGGCUCAGCACCGCCUCACACCGUGUUUUCUCCCCUCCACUGCCAUCUGCUUUCCCCUCUUCCAGAGUGAGUUCUGGCCCUCGGGCAAGCACUGCCAGCCGGCCAGCAUUAGCUACCCGCCAUGGUUUCCUGAACCCAGGCCAGAACGGAGGGCACCUUCACGUAGACGCCGUACUCGGCCACAGUACAGCUCUUGUCAAAGCUCAGGAUUCCGGCCGCGUACCACGUGUCCUCGUCCUGGUCGUGAACAGCAAAGGCACUGCCAGCAUCACCGUAGCAGGUGUCUUCCUGAAACUUGGAGAAGCCGGCGCAGAAGGUGUGCUCGUUCAGUAUGGGCUGCACCCCCACGGGGCUCUUGGGUGACUUCUUCUCGGGCACUGUGCUGCCUUCGUAGUGCUGUACACAUUUGUCCUGAUCAGCCACCGGCAGCAUGACAUACUUGAGUAGCUCAGUAUAAUUCAAGUUGGAAUUCCGCCCCCAGCCAGACACAUAGCCCAUGCGCCCCACUUCUGUGUAAUCUUUGGAAGGUAGACAGAUGGGCAUUACCCUCUCAUCAAUGGGCACCUUCUGCUUGAGUUUGAUGAGCCCGAUAUCGACAUUGGAGUAGUCAGGGUGGAGAACCACCUUUUCAAUCUCCACAAGCUGAUUUUUCCCCACAUAGAGUGUUAAAGUAGGGGCAAUGUCCUUUGCUUUUGCAUCAUCCGUGUGGCCCAGGAAGAGAUUUUUAGCUGUGGUCAACAGCCAUUGUUCGUUGAUCAGGGUGGCCCCCGAGGUGAGGUUAUGGUUGGAGACCAUCUUGGCCUGCCAGGGAAAGCUGCCUUUGGCAUCCACGGAUCCACCCACGAUGCGCUGCACCUGAUCCACCGGGUUCUUGGGCUUCCCGCAUACUGUCAAGGAGAGCAAGAAAGUCAUGAGCAGGAAUGUGAGUCUCCCGGUGUGCGAAAGGGGGACAGCGGUGGUGGUUGCUGCUGUCUGAACUGUCGUGUUAAUUUCUGCACAGCUAGAAAUAUUGACAUGCCUUGCCUUUACCACCUGCUCCUCUCAUUUCCAUUGUUUACAGUUUAAAAUGGUUCUUUUUUAUAAAGUUGUGUACAUCACUAAGACACAGUUCUAGUUCCUGCUUUUCUAGCUCACACACACACAAAAGAAGUAUUGCUGAGAUUUUCAAACCCUGGCUGAUGAACUGUAUGUAUAUUUAAAUCAUUUAUCACAAAAAGCCACAUCCACAACUCCCUGAAAUUCAUUGUGAGGAUGAGAAGCUAUAAUAAUUCAUCCUCUGAAUAAAGAGUGAUCUGUUGCAGCAUUGGCCAGAACUCAGAUUUUAGAUAUUGCAGUUAAUACAAGGCAGGUUAGUAGUUCUGCACUGCUAUUGGCAGAAGAGGGCAGGCAAAAUCCUCUGGUCCCAGGAGGGACACGGAAAGAGCAACAUCUCUUCCUAAUAACAAGAAACAGAAGUCCUAACCCCUCUCCAGCCUGCGUCACACUUCCAUGGAUUUGGUUUUGUUCUGUCCUCCCACAACUCGUUCUUCCUGGAGCUUGCUUUACACUUGAUCCUGGGCUCCCUGGGCAGCCUGUGUGUACAUAUAGGGCCUCCUGACCCUAGAGGGCAGUGUAGACCGUGGAUUCAGCCAAUAUCCUGAAGGUCUAAAUGAGCAAGAUCCUUAGUGAACUUUACUGGGAGUGUCCUCACCUAAAAGUUCACUUAUCAGCCUGACCCUUUGUGGCUCUCCCUCGUCCCCCGUCUUGGCUCUCAUAUGCUCAGAGGAAACCAGUCGGGAAGGAUAUGCCUCUGGGACGUUUUGAUCCAGAUGCCUGCCCAUGCAGGACACUCUCAAUCAACACCUCCCCUUGGUCUGCUUCCCAAGACCCCUGGCUUCCUACCUGCUUCACAUUCAGGCAGCUUCUCUCCAAUGAUCUUGUUUGUCCAGUGCUUCUCACUGUUCAAGGUGUACAGUCCUGAAACAAAAGGAAAGAAGUGAGUCAGAAGAGAAAUUGAGUCUGGACCUAGCAUGAGGAGGGAAGGUGUUUAAAGGUGAUUAAAGAAAGGAGAAGGAAGGGGCAGGGGAGAGGAGGAAGGGAGGAGCAUUGUGCUGGAAGCCAAGUGCUGGGGCGCCGGUGAAGCCCCGCAGGACAGAUGUGUGGUGGCGGCGACGCAGUACAGUAUAGGAAUUGGGGUUCAAAUUCUGACUCUCCCUCUUACCGGCCACCUGAACUUGAGCAAGUUACUCAACCUCUCUGUGCCUGCGCUUCCUCAUCAGCACAAUGAGAAUAGUAAUAAGAUCUCUUCAGGGGGCUGUCGUGAGAACUCUGAGCAAAUACAUGUGAAGCACUUAGCGCAGGGAGCACGAUACUAGGUCAGGGCCACCUGUCGUCAUCACUGGUGCCACCCUUGGUUCUUUUACCACAUCUCCUUUGGGAUGAAUAGGCUACAUGGCAUUACCUCCCCUUAGUAAAGGGGCAAACUUGAGGCUAAGAUAAUUUGCCCAAAAGGCCACAGUUACUGGUGACAAAACCCUUAUUAGAAUCUACCUCUUCUGGUUCCAAGGAGAACAUGUCAGUUUUCUGGCCCCUCACCCUUGGCCCCGGUCAUCAUGGAAAGACCCAGGGGCGGGGGGGGGGGGGGGGGUGCUGUGCGCAGGGACACUUGUCCAGGUCUUACCGUCUCCUUCAGUGCGCAGUCUGUAGAAGGGCUUACACUGGUAACGAACCAAGUGCUCCACGUAGCCAUUUUCAAUCUCUGGGGGCUUUGGGACACUGACCUCUGCAAAGAAAAAUCAUAGGAGGAGGAGGUUGGUACUCAGAGACUGAUGCCAGAGACCCGUGAGAAGUCCGUUGAGAAGAAGAUGCUGUGCACAUCAGCCACCCUCCACCUCAAAUGGAAGCCAAAGGGAAGGCCAUCCCCCCUCUAUCCUGGCUGGCUCCCCAGUGUGCUUCACUGGACUGAAACACCAGAGAUUAGGACGAGAAGGAGGAACUGGCUCUUCCCAAAGAGAGGGUGCAGAUCUGAUAGGGUCAAAAGGAGGCACAGCAGUGCUGGGACAUGAGACUCCCACACAAACCCAGACACCUACCUGCAUGAUCUGUGGCCUCACUGUCAGUGCUCACUGCGAAAAGCUGCCCGCAAAGCAGGAGGGCAAUGACAGCUCCCAGGGCUCUGCGAGAGAGGACAAGAAGGGCUGCACGACAGGUUUCCCCGCCUCACGCGCGCACAUGCGCACCCACACCCCUCCUGUCAGGCCGCCAGAGAAGAAGCUUCGUGGAAGUGCUGACACCAAGAAGGGGCCUGCCACCAUCAUCCACACACCCACUCGGUGGGGCAGCUUCCCAGUACACCCAGGUUCCCGCGUGCUCUGCGCCGCUCGGAAUUCUACGUGGGCUUCCGAGAGGAACCACCGAGAUAGGAAGGCACAUAGAUCUGUGGGCCUCAGUUUCUGGCACCGUUUAGGAAACAUUAAAUUGCCAAUAAUAUGUGAGCUCCCCUGCAAAAAGCCUCCCUCAGGCACCCCUAAGGUCCUGGGCUACAGGGUGCUGCUAAUAAAAUGUGGAUGACCUGAAGAUGGAAAACAGGGGUUUCCUAGGCUAUUCUCUCUACUUUUUAAAUUUUUCCAUGAUAAGAUGUUUUAAGUAUACAGAAUUUAAAACACAUACAUGGUUUUCCUACUAUUUUUUUUGUCUUCAGGAAACCCCCAAAAUGCCAAAAAAGGUUCCCAGGCAGAUAACCGGCUUCCUGAAAGCCUGACUGUGGACUCGGGCAUCAGUGGCCAGGCCCACUCACCACUUCCCCGUCUUGCUGACCGAGGCCAGCUCUACAGAGCUUGCUUGGCUAUGCCAAGUUUGUAGUCUUGAGAUUUCAACAUUUCAAAAAAAAAUUUUUUGUUAUUUUGAUAAAAUCUCAGUGCCUUCAUUGGGUCAUUUAUAUGUGUUAGUUACUGUUGGUCCUAUACAUUUUUUAAAAAUGAAAACAUCUGCUAAUGAACAUAUUUAAAUUGCCAGAAAGCCUACCAUGGGGGCCACUGACAGGCAUCCCCCGCAAAGAUGAAAACUGUAACCCCAAGGAAAGAGCCAUCCCGUAGAGUAAGUCACGUUCUCACGGAUGCAGAAAAGCAGAAGAUUUAACACACGAAACCUCUUAAUUCGCUAUGAUUUAACUCAUCUGCCCUAUCUCUUUGGGUUUGUUUUGCAUCUCUCCUUUGGUUUCUCCCAUAACUGGGCUGUCCCAGGGGUAAAGGAUGUACACAGAGAAGGUUGAAGUAAGCUAGGGAAAGGGGGAGAAGCAGCAGAGCUGCAGGCUCACCUCAUCUUCGGUUUGUCCUGGCUUUGGAAGAGAAGUACUGUGGGGGCCUCCUGCUGAUGCUUUUAUGUCCGCAGUAUCUCACUCCACCCCCUCCUCAAUUUUGUAAUUCCUGUGUCUACACAACUUUGACCUUGUUAAUAAGGUCAUCGCAUUUUCCAGUAACAGAGCCACAAACAGCAUCCCUGUUAAGAGUUGAGCUCUUGCUUCACACUUGAGUUUCCCCUGGUGUUUCUCUAUAAACCCCAUAGAAGCCUGGCCACACUAUGACCCCAUGUGGCUGCCAAAGGGUUUCCCGAAAUCAGCCACUGUGCGCAGGACUGGGGGAGGAGGUGUCAAUCUGUGUCUCUUUGUUUUGGAGCGUUUUCAGUGCCGAAAAAGCCCUUGUGUGCGUUAUCUGAAACCCACUUAUGGACGCUGCUGCAACCUGGCUGAGACAGGGUUCUAAAGAAAGCAUUUCCUUUUCACAGUCAUUUUCCACCCCCAGUGUUGACAUCGCCCUAUUGCUUAAAAGUUCUCCAACCUGAAAUCAGUAAAAUGUAUUUAUUGUGUCUUCUUUGAUAGCUCUUGGCAAAAAAUCACACAAAAUGGUUAAAGCUAUAGUGUAGGCUGACGCAGACCAUACUCCACGACAGUGGUUCUCAUGGUAUUAUAGUCCUGUAAUUAUUUUUUUAAGAUUUAUUUAUUUAUUUGAGGGGGGAGGGGCAGAGGAAGAGAGUCUCAAGCAAACUUCUUGCUGAUUGCAGAGCCCAUCAUGGGGCUCGAUCUCAGAACCCUGAGGUCACGACCUGAACCGAAACCAUGGGUCAGGCGCUCAACCAACUGCACCACCCGGGUGCCCCAAAUGUAGUCCAGUAAUUAAUCCAAAUAGCAGUUGGGAAAAAUCAAUACACUUCAGUCGAAUGUCUCCACCUCUAUAUCUCAAGUAUUAUUCAGUUGAUAUUUAAUAGCAACUCAAUAAAAUAUUGCUCUGUUCAUUAAACAAAAGGUCAGUGAUUCUUAGGUUAGAAUGUACAAAAGAAUCACUUUGGGGUAUUCAUGGUGGCACUGAUGUAAUAGCAAGACAACUGGAAAUAGCACAAAUGUCCAUCAAUAAGGGAUUGGCUACAGACAAGCAAAAAGCAGAAUCAGACCUAUAAAUACUGAGAACAAGCUGAUGGCUCCCAGAGGGAAAUGGCUGAGGUGGGGGGAGCGGGGGAGAUGGGCAAAUGGGUGAAAGGCAGUAGGAGAUAGAGCUUCCAGUAUGGAAAGAAUAAGUCAUGGGAAUAAAAGGCACAGCAUAGGGAAUAGAGUCAAGGAUAUGGUACUAGCGUCAUAUGGGGACAGAUGGCAGCUACCCUUGGGGUGAGCACAGCAGAACCCAUGGAGAUGGUGAAUCACUAUGGUGUCCACCUGAAACUAAUGUAACAUUGUGUGUCAACUACACUCAAAUAAAAUUUUUAAUAGGGGAACGGCUAAAUAACAUGGUGUAUUUGUAUAAUGGAAUACAGAACUUCCUCAGCUUAUAAUGGGGCUGCAUCCUGACAAACCAGCUUAAGUUGAAAAUACUGUAGGUCAGAAAUUCAUUUAAUACACCUAACCUGCCAAACAUCAUAGUUUACCCUGGCCUACCUUAAAUGUGCUCAGAACAGGGGCGCCUGGGUGGCUCAGUUGGUUGGGUGACUGCCUUCGGCUCAGGUCAUGAUCCUGGAGUCCCGGGAUCGAGUCCCGCAUCGGGCUCCCUGCUCGGCGGGGAGUCUGCUUCUCCCUCUGACCCUCCCCCCUCUCAUGCUCUCUCUCUCUAUCUCAUUCUCUCUCUCAAAUAAAUAAAUAAAAUCUUAAAAAUAAAUAAAUAAAUAAAUAAAUGUGCUCAGAACAAUUACGUUAGCCUACAGUUGGGCAAAAUCAUCUCACACAAAGUCUAUUUUAUAAUGAAGUGCUGAAUAUCUCAUGUAAUUUAUUGAAUACUAUCCUGAAAAUAAAAAAUAAACUGGUUAUAUGGGUAAAGAAUGGUUAUUAAGGGGCGCCUGAGUGGCUCAGUCAUUAAGCGUCUGCCUUCGGCUCAGGUCAUGGUCCCAGGGUCCUGGGAUCGAGCCCCGCAUCGGGCUCCCUGCUCCGUGGGAGGCCUGCUUCUCCCCCUCUGCUGUCUCGCUGUGUCUCUCUCUGUCAAUAAAUAAAUAAAAUCUUUAAAAAAAA